AUGGCUGUGCGUUUCAACUUCAUUCGAGACGUGGUGGCAGAUGGUUCAUUGACUGUGACUAAAAUCGGGACUUUGGUGAAUCCGGCUGAUAUUCUCACAAAAUCGGGAGCUAAGAUUCCGGCAGGUGGAUGUCGGAGGGACUAUAUCGACAGCGACAAAGCUUGUCUUGCUGCUCAAGGGUGUACAGGGCAAACUUGGGAUUUUACAGAGAGGGACAAAGAGGUUUAUUUAAAAGCUGUGUUCGAUUCAGAGAGUAAGACAAGGGGAGAGUCACUUUUGAGUGUAGAGAGAGUAAGAGAGAAAGUUCUGGGUUUUGGGGAGAGUUCUUCAUUAUCUUCUUUUCUUCUCUUAAGUGAAACCUCUAGUGAGCGGUCAAGCUCACCGAGACGUACCUUGGCUGGUCUAAGCCUUGGGAACUCCUCUUUGCUUGAGAUAAAAGAAGCACGUUCUCGCUCACGGAAGAAACUUUUCUUCUCGCCCAAGAAACUUGACAAACCUAAGAGAGACGAACUCGCUAGUAAGUUUUCUGAUGAGAUCAGACACACGACACUUGGAAUGCUAAAACGACCACGAAACGUUUCGGUUCGGGUUGCAAAAUAUCCAGGUAUAUUUGCACAAAUCCUAGAAAGAACUAAGUCGGUAGAAGUUUCAACAGUUCUCACCACCGCAACUUCGUUGGCCGAAACCGUGGUGAUGGCUCGAUUGUUUGUACAAAAGUAUGUUCCUUACGAGGUGCGCCACUACAUCUCAUAUGAAUUCCACCGCCGCUUCGUUCCUGACCUUUCCUCUCACAUGACAAUAACCAUUGAAGAAUUUGAAGGAUUAGUUCACAACGAAGUCUUUGAGGCUGCAAAGGCCUAUCUAGCCACAAAAGUCUCUCCCUCCAACAAAAAAAUCAGAGUGAGUAAACACGAGAAAGAGAAAAACUACAACGUCACAGUGGAACGUGAUGAGGAAGUUGUGGACACUUUCAAUGACGUCAAGUUCCGGUGGAUCCUCCGUUGCAGCCAUGUCGAGUCAAAGAAUCAAGAGUCGUCAAAAGUCAGAUCCGAGGUCCGAUCAUUCGAGCUCAACUUCCACAAGAAAUACAAAGACGUAGCCCUUGAAUCUUACUUGCCAUUCCUGGUGAAAAGAGCCACGUUGAUGAAGCAAGAGAAGAAAAAGCUUAAGAUGUUCACUCUCGACAGAAAGUGGUACUCAGACACGUGGACCUCUGUUACUUUUGACCAUCCUUCUACUUUCAAGACGCUAGCAAUGGAUUCAGAUGUCAAGACAAGUGUGAUGGGAGAUCUAGACGAAUUCGUAAAGCGGAGCGACUACUAUAAGAGGGUUGGUAAAGCUUGGAAGAGAGGAUACUUGUUAUACGGUCCACCAGGCACAGGGAAGUCAAGCUUGAUCGCAGCCAUGGCCAAUCAUCUACACUUUGAUAUUUACGACUUAGAGUUAACUGCGGUUAGAGACAACUCUGAGCUUCGGCGAUUGCUGACUGCCAUUGCUAAUCGUUCGAUUCUUGUUGUGGAAGAUAUUGACUGUUCGAUCAAACUGAAUAAUAGGACAACUGAUGAACCUCCUAAGGAAGAUGAUUCAUCAAGUAACAAAAAUGUGACUCUCUCUGGACUGCUAAAUUUCAUAGAUGGUCUAUGGUCAAGCUGCGGGGAAGAACGAAUCAUAAUAUUCACAACAAAUUACAAAGAGAAACUCGACCCGGCUUUGUUAAGGCCCGGACGUAUGGAUAUGCACAUUCACAUGUCCUACUGCACGUUAAGUGCUUUCAAGGUUCUUGCUUCAAACUAUUUGGAGAUCGAAGAGCACCACCUUUUCAGCAAGGUCGAGGAAGGUAUUGAAGCCACAGAGGUUACUCCAGCUGAAGUGGCGGAACAACUUAUGAGGAAUGACUCUGUUGAUAAGAUUCUUGAGGGUUUGAUCGAGUUUUUGAAAGCCAAGAAGAUUAAGAAGGAACAGGAUAAGGCCAAAAUGGAGGAGCAAGAACUGGAGGAGCAACAAGUGGAGAACAAAGAAUCGACUACCAAGAAAAAAGAUUCAACGUUGAAGAAAAAACGAAAAGGUUAA
This is a messenger RNA of Capsella rubella, 2070 nucleotides long. RefSeq names its product protein HYPER-SENSITIVITY-RELATED 4. Gene Ontology annotation, molecular function: ATP binding; ATP hydrolysis activity. Bases 1 to 2070 code for a protein of 689 amino acids. The record is from RefSeq and is a predicted model, not a curated record. The transcript has 7 exons. NCBI's taxonomy places the organism in Eukaryota, Viridiplantae, Streptophyta, Magnoliopsida, Brassicales, Brassicaceae.